UAACCACCGGCUUUCCUUCUCAUCUGGAAAGAAGACUGCCAAGCUAACAUUCAACGAUAGGGCAUAGUUUGUGCAUCGACUCCUUGAAGCGAUUGACAAGUAUCAAAGAAAUCCUAUCGCAGACGUAGCAUCACUACUGUCACACUUGGCGCAAAACAGCAGUCACGUCUAUAGGAAUAUACCACCUUCGCAAUGGGACCCCGCGAGAUCCCGAACCUCUCUGUUCUGGCGCUGCGGGCCAUCGGCCACGCUAGGUGCAAGGCCGACGAGACCUUUGCCCCAAACAAGGACGGAUCCCCCAGCACAGCCAGCCGUCUGCUCAGGAGUUUCCACCACCGGCCCGUGCUGGCGUGCGGGGAAACCAUUUCGGAGUACCUUGAACGGGCGGAGGAGUCGAAGAAGCAAUCCGAAACAGCAAGGGCCGAAGUUCCAAGCAUCGAACUCAUCCCGAUGAAACGGACACCGGCCAUCGGAAUCGGAUCGGGCAGGCGGAAGCAGGCCAACGACGUCGAUCUGAACCAUCCCUGGAUCGCCGCCUACCAGCACCAGCAUCUUCCCGAACACACGAGCACGACCGAUGGUGGCCGCUCGGACGAAAUGGUGCAGACGGAGACGGACGAAUCAUCUACCCCAAAUGCCUUUGAACAGCAACAGCAACAGAAACAUCAACCACAACCACAACCACAACCACAACCACCACCAAAAGUAAGCGAUCUCAUCCCCACAAAUCCUCGGGAUCGAACCCUCGUGAUCGAGAAUGGAUGCUGUGCACUGGACCUGCUGCAGAGCUAUGCCGAUGCCCUGGUGGAGCUUGGGCGCAUGGACGACAGCCGGUUGGGGCUCCGCUUCUUUGCCGAGUUCAAGACGAACAUCGAGCUUAGCUACAAGGCGUCGGCGCAGAAAGCCCCGGCCGAACGAUCCAAAACCGAAGCCGCGCCCACCAAUGCGGUUCCUCCCGCUCCCCUCGAUGCCCCCAUACCCAAGAAGAAAAAGCGAAAGCGGUCCGGAGGGGCCUCCGCUGCGGCGGCCGCCCGCAAGAAAAAGGAGGCCGAGGCCCUGGCGGAAGCCAGGCGCAGGGCCCGCAUCCUGGCCGCCCUGCCCAAGUCCACCGGAUCCCUCAGCUUGUACAACUGCGAGGUCCUCCGGGAGACCACCCAGAACCUGCUCAACUCGGGGAUCCUCGCGCACAUCUCGGCCCUGGACCUGACGGGACUCCAGACGCUAACCGACGACACCCUUUCGAAGCUCCUGGGAGCCACCGGCCUGCAGCUCCGCCGGUUAUCCGUAAAGAACUGCCGCCGGUUGACGGAUGCGGCCGUACAUCACAUGUGCGAGCACUCGCCCAACCUGGAGGCGGUCGACCUGGGGGGGGACUACAACAUCUCCCCCGCGAUCGUCGUAGAUUGCCUGGCCGUCAAAACCAUCCGCAGGGGCCGGGGCAUCUUUACGACGCAGGCUUUGCCAAAGCUGGUGGAGCUUCACGCGAGCGGGAUAGGACCCUCGGGCGGGUGGACCGACGAUCUCCUUCCGGAACUCUUUGCUCUUAGGGGGUGGAGGGCCCUUUCGAUCGGCUUUUCCCCCAGCCUGACCUUUGCCGGGUGGAAGGCAGCGAUCCUCAGCGUCGAGCAGAAAUUUGCGGUGGGGGAGGAGGAAGCGAUGGUUCUUUCGCAAGACCAAGGAGGUGAAGCCGUUGCGGCUCCCCCCGCGGAAAACAGCAACGAAAGCAGCAGCAGCAGCAACAUGUGCCAGACGCUCCUCUCGCUCGGGAUCCCCUUUUGCGAGCAGCACCUGGUCAACAACGCCUGGCUGGGCCUUAUGGGCCGCCACUUUCCCCAUCUGCGGGCCCUGGACGUCCGUGGGAAUCAUUACCUCAGCAACAUCACGUCCUGGUACGAUGGAAGGGCCACCAUCGAUUCGUCCUCGUCCAAAAUCAACACCAAGCAGUCGCUGGUAGUUCUGGCAAGGUACUGUGGCAUCUCCCAAAACUCGGUCGAGGAGACCAAGCGGAUCUACCCGUUGGCGGCCGGGGGGGACGAUGCGCUGACCGUGGUCACCGAGAGUGAUGGUAUUGGGUGGGGGAUCCUCCGGAGGGAAGCCACGGAUGGUGGAAAAAGCAACCCUAGGGAGCACUACGAACGCCGGCUGGAAGCGGCCAAAAGCAGAGCAGCCAAAGCCAGCGCAGCACCAGCAACCAGUGCUGGACCGGAAGAAAAGACGGCCACAACAAAGGCCGUGCUCAUUGCGAAUUAGUAUGGUACAGCACAAGGGCACCACUGUGGCUGCUGCUGCGAUCGGCAACGGCGCAAUAUAAAUCACGGGUGAAGCAAUGAAUCGAGCACUAAGGAUCAUGCGUGGUCUCGCACACGACCAAGAAAGAAUGCUCGAUAUUCAAUGAAAUCCAAAGCGAAUUAAUGCGGUGGUACUCUGUUGCGUUCCUUUGGAUCGAAUCGGUGUUUGUGGACCAAAGGGUUCAACUCUAUUCCUGUGGUCGCCGGCCCUGGUUUCUUCCAUGGAAUGCAACGCAACGAAUUAUUUCACCGCUCGAUCAACCACUGCCGUGACAACGGGAUCUGUUUACGAUCGAAGGUUGGAGUAGAUGAUAGCGAAUCGUUGAAUUGAAAGCCAGCCGAAUUGAACGGAACCGAAUUGAAUCGAUUCAAGUUUAAUCGACUAGUUUUCUUUUCAAAAGGCGGUAUAUUCAUGAGUAUGCCAGUCGGUCAAUCACUCACUCACUGACACUUGUCUUCUGGUAGCCGUCCGAAGGUGGGGCCAAGGGAGGGGCAAACCAAAGCAACUGUGACCACUCUUGGGGGAAGAGCAAUCAUUGUUCGAUAGAUCCGUUCUGAGGGAUGAAUCCGAACACCAAGACGACACAGGCGAUGUCUCGCUCGCAAUAAUAUAAUAGUACUGAUGGGAAGACAACAACCUGAGUCAUAUUUUAGUAAUAUAGCGUAUUUCUUAUU
Molecule: messenger RNA, 2963 nt
Organism: Pseudo-nitzschia multistriata
Lineage: Eukaryota; Bacillariophyta; Bacillariophyceae; Bacillariales; Bacillariaceae
Source: the annotation of a GenBank genome assembly